AUGGACCAUUUCCACGACGGGCAGCACGUCCGGCUGCGGAGCCGCGUGCACGACACGUACUACCUCCACGCCGACGACGACGGGGAGAGCGUCUCCAUCAGCCGCCGUCGGUACUCGCUGAACGCGGCGUGGACGGUGCACAUCUACCACGGCGACGGCUCGCACCUGCUCCUCCACGGUGCCGCUUACGGCCGCUACCUCGCGGCCGCGGCCAAGCCGGCGCCGUUCGGACACCACGGCUUCCGCGCCGAGCAGCGCGACUACGACGAGCCGGUUCUGGCGGCCAUCAUGUGGCAGGCCGUCGACGCGGGCUCCGGGGACGGCGUCCUGCUCCGCAACAUCGGCGGCCGCUACCUCCGCGCCAGCGGCAAGUUACGCAGGUACCUCCGGUGGAACGCCCGCGUCGGCGUCGAGUACACCGACAACGUCAGCGCCAUGAUGCACUGGAUCGUCGAGCCGAUCCGCCCCAGAGCGCGCCCGCCUCUCAUUCCGGGCCCGAUUCGGACCCGCGUCCCCGGAGACCUCUCCGUCGUCAUGCUGGGGCGCAAGCCGGGCGGAUGGCGCCGGAUUCGGUUCGUGCGAGCGAGCGACGAGGGGCUCUACAACGAGGACGGCUGGUCCGCGCUCCGUAUCAGGGGGAGGUCCGUGUACCACCUGAGGAACGCGCUGGCCAGCCGCGUCGGCGACAUCGACAUCCACGGCCAGCGCCGCGACAUGGUCAUGUGCGUCCGAGCGGGCCUCUACGGGAGGCUGACCCCACUCGUCGUCAACCUGCCCCACGGCCGCUACGGCGAGACCCUCGAUAUCGUCGUGAUGCUGUCCGGGACCCCUGCCUAUGAUGCGCUGCGACACCCGGAUGUCGCCGCGAAGUAGAUAAAGAUCAGAGUGGGAGUCCUGACAGUUCACCUCGAAGUUUCGCUGCCUCAGACACAAUGCCGGCAGAACUGGACGCCUACUUUUGCAUAUUGAUAUUUGAUAGAUAGAUAUAGU
This is a messenger RNA of Triticum urartu, 990 nucleotides long. RefSeq lists its product as uncharacterized. The record is from RefSeq and is a predicted model, not a curated record. NCBI's taxonomy places the organism in Eukaryota, Viridiplantae, Streptophyta, Magnoliopsida, Poales, Poaceae.